Pristis pectinata (smalltooth sawfish) is the source of this 942-nucleotide messenger RNA. Its product is annotated as homeobox protein Nkx-2.5-like. The record is from RefSeq and is a predicted model, not a curated record. The coding region runs from base 1 to 942 and encodes 313 amino acids. NCBI's taxonomy places the organism in Eukaryota, Metazoa, Chordata, Chondrichthyes, Rhinopristiformes, Pristidae. The transcript has 2 exons. Gene Ontology annotation, cellular component: nucleus. Gene Ontology annotation, molecular function: DNA-binding transcription factor activity, RNA polymerase II-specific; RNA polymerase II cis-regulatory region sequence-specific DNA binding. Gene Ontology annotation, biological process: cell differentiation; regulation of transcription by RNA polymerase II.
AUGAUUCCGAGUCCCGCAGCAUCGAGCACACCAUUCUCUGUAAAGGAUAUUUUAAAUCUAGAACAUCACCAGCAAAAACAACGGAGUCCAGAUCUCCUGAACGUAUCUCUGGACGGUCUACCUUCUUCUUGCAUGUUGGAGCCAGUAAAUCAGGCCAAAUACACUCCCAGCCAAGGCCUUGGAGAUGAGGUGAUCAAAUUCCCUGGCCAAAGGAAUCAUGCAACACUUUCAUCUAGUCUGGAUAUAAACAAUGCCCAGAACUCCAGCGAACUGCGGAUGGACUUCUCUUUCCAAAACAACCCUCAAGAUCCAGAAGCAAAACCGAUGGAAAAGAGUAUAAUACCAGGAGGGAAGAAAAAUGAAGAUUUCGAAGUCCCAGUGCGGAGAAUUCGCCGAAAACCGCGGGUCUUGUUUUCUCAAGCCCAGGUCUACGAAUUGGAGAGACGAUUCAAGCAGCAAAGAUACCUAUCCGCCCCCGAGAGAGAUCACCUGGCAAACGUGUUAAAACUUACCUCGACCCAGGUCAAGAUCUGGUUCCAGAAUCGCCGAUAUAAAUGCAAGCGGCAGCGCCAGGAUAAACACUUAGAGUUUGGCGCAUCCCCUCCUGCUCCUCGCCGGGUUGCGGUGCCUGUGUUGGUUCGUGAUGGAAAGUCUUGUCUGGGAGCACCCCCUUCAUACAGCACCCCAUAUAAUGUUAGCGUCGCCCCAUACAGCUACAGUAUUUACCCCAGCUGCAGCUCCGGCACCUGUGAAGGAGACUACAGUUGCAUGUAUUCGAGCAUGCCUCCGGUGCAACAAAGUGCCUCUGCCAGUCCUUUUGUCAAUAUGAGCAUGAAUUUCAACGUUGGCAACAUGAGUUACCCUGCAACACAAUCUCAGGCCCACCAAGGCGCAGGGAUGUCGGCUUUGCAAGGAAACUUCCAUGGAAUCAGAGCUUGGUGA